UCCGUGCGCCUCCUCCCCCCAGUCUCGGCCGCUGCUCCGCCUCUCUCCCCGCGGGCUGUCCCCGCAGUGCUCCGGGACCCGGCGAGCCUUCCGGGCGCGCGUCGCUGCUGGUGGUUGGGGCUGUAGCGAUAAUAAAUGAUAGAGGAUACAAUGACUUUGCUGUCUCUGCUGGGUCGCAUCAUGCGCUACUUCUUGCUGAGACCCGAGACGCUUUUCCUGCUGUGCAUCAGCUUGGCGCUGUGGAGUUACUUCUUCCACACCGACGAGGUGAAGACCAUCGUCAAGUCCAGCCGGGACGCCGUGAAGAUGGUGAAGGGCAAGGUGGCCGAAAUCAUGCAGAACGAUCGGCUCGGUGGGCUUGACGUGCUGGAGGCCGAGUUUUCCAAGACCUGGGAGUUCAAGAGCCACAACGUGGCCGUGUACUCCAUCCAGGGCCGGAGAGACCACAUGGAGGACCGGUUCGAAGUUCUUACGGAUCUGGCCAACAAGACGCACCCGUCCAUCUUCGGGAUCUUCGACGGGCACGGGGGCGAGACUGCAGCUGAAUAUGUAAAAUCUCGACUCCCAGAAGCCCUUAAACAGCAUCUCCAGGACUACGAAAAAGACAAAGAAAACAGUGUAUUGUCCUACCAGACCAUUCUUGAACAGCAGAUUCUAUCAAUUGACCGAGAAAUGCUAGAAAAAUUGACUGUGUCCUAUGACGAAGCAGGCACAACAUGUUUGAUUGCUCUACUAUCAGAUAAAGACCUCACCGUGGCCAACGUGGGUGACUCACGCGGGGUCCUGUGUGACAAAGACGGCAAUGCCAUUCCCUUGUCUCAUGAUCACAAGCCUUACCAACUAAAGGAAAGAAAGAGGAUAAAGAGAGCUGGUGGUUUCAUCAGUUUCAAUGGCUCCUGGAGAGUCCAGGGAAUCCUGGCCAUGUCUCGGUCCCUGGGGGAUUAUCCACUGAAAAAUCUCAACGUGGUCAUCCCAGACCCCGAUAUCCUGACCUUUGACCUGGACAAGCUCCAGCCCGAAUUCAUGAUCUUGGCAUCAGAUGGCCUCUGGGAUGCUUUCAGCAAUGAAGAAGCAGUUCGAUUCAUCAAGGAGCGCUUGGACGAACCUCACUUUGGUGCCAAGAGCAUAGUUUUACAAUCAUUUUACAGAGGCUGCCCUGACAAUAUAACAGUCAUGGUGGUGAAGUUCAGGAAUAGCAGCAAAACAGAAGAGCAGUGAACCCUUCAGGGGUCUCAGCUGCCUUAGAAUAAAGGACUUUUGACACACUGCUUUCUUUUAAUGUAGUGAAAGGUAUGGGAGUUAUAAUUAGGCUCACCCAUCCAGACACAGAAUCCCCCCUCCCUGCUGGUCUUAGGUCUAUAUUCAGUGAUGAACAAAGGGUGUUCUUGGCCAAUGUAGUUGAGAGGCUGGAAAAUGGUUUUCUCAUGUUUUACCAACUCUUUUAUCCAAUGUCCAGAAUAUAUAAAUAGAUAGCUGUGGACUCAUAUAUGAAGUGAACGGCAUAUGUGCCAAGUAGUCUCCCUUUUAAGAUUCUUUUCGAGAUCCCUUCAGGGUCCUCCAGGCAUCGACCUUUGUGUCCUCUCUGUGGAAGAGUGGGCAGGGCAGGAGGAGACAGGGGCUGCAGGAGGCAGGCCACUGUGUCACCUGUGAGUCAGGGGCUGACGUGGCAAUGCCCUCUGCCAAGAGGCAGAGCUAUCCUGAGAAUGCUUGUCCUCUGAGCCCAGGUUUUCUGCUCACAGCAGCCCAGAGUCAGACUAGGAAUGGUUUAUUAUUUGGUGGCUGCUCUCAGAGACUGAGGGAAAUAAGGAGGAUGGGAGAUCAGUGGCAGGCACCUGCACAGCAGAAAUUACCCUUUUCCCUGGCUCCCUUUACUAGUUAAAUAGACUUUGUAUACCACCUAACCAGCCCUUGUGUGUUUAUCCUAAUUGUGCAUGACCAUAACCUUUUGCUUAUACCUUACUGUAUGUAAUAGGCAGCUGUUAACUUCACCACCAGAAACCAAGAUUUUUCAUCUUACAUUACCAGGAAACCAUAUUAAGGGAAAUGAAAAAAGCAAAUCACAAUGCCGUACAUAAUUCUUUCCAUCUUUAAGGUUAGAUACAAGCAAAACAAUGCUGAAUGAGUCACAGUGCCCCUUGGGAAGCAGUAGUUUGCAUUGGGAGAGAGAGGGGAGAGAGCUGGUCAGGUUACCACCCUGAAUUGAGCUCCAGCGCCAGUUUUUGUGCAGAUUUUGCCCUGCCCCUAUCCUAGUAGCUUUUGAGUGUCUUUCAAGCAGUAUUCAAGCCUAGAACUGCACAUGUGUUCUGUGAAGCCAGGUAGAGUUCCCAGCCACUGCAGUUUGGAAUUUGGUGAUAAACUCCUGGGGUACGUUUCUCCUUGACGGUGGAAAGGCAGCAACCUUUAACAUAUGGUUGCAAAUCUCCCUCCAUGCAAACCAUCCCAUGUAGCCCACAGGAGAGGCAGCAAAGGGACACCUGGGGGACCUGUGUGCAGGCAACAAAGCUGGUUAGGAUUCAAAAGGAACACAUAUUGGUACUAGGUUCAAAGCUGGUUAGGAUACAAAAUGAACCCAUACUGAUAAGCGGCCAGAGUUAUUUUGGGCCUGGUUUGCUGCUCUCUGUUUCCUGUCACCAAAGUCCUGUUUUUCAGUCUCAGUGUUUUGUAAGUUAAUUUAGAGAAAAUGCUGGGUCACUCUCUUGGCCUGACUGAGGCGACUCAAACAGCCAAACAAGAUUUUUGUUAUAUCCCACCCCUCCUGCGUCCACCUGGUUUUGUUCUUUCUGGGUGGGGAUUUGUUCUUGCAGCUUCUCACAGGCUCCAUCACUGGCC
Messenger RNA from Galeopterus variegatus (Sunda flying lemur), 2829 nucleotides. It is a transcript of the gene PPM1L, whose product is annotated as protein phosphatase, Mg2+/Mn2+ dependent, 1L. The coding region runs from base 136 to 1218 and encodes 360 amino acids. The transcript is spliced from 4 exons. Gene Ontology annotation, cellular component: nucleus; cytosol. Lineage: Eukaryota; Metazoa; Chordata; Mammalia; Dermoptera; Cynocephalidae. Gene Ontology annotation, biological process: positive regulation of canonical Wnt signaling pathway; negative regulation of canonical NF-kappaB signal transduction; protein dephosphorylation. The record is from RefSeq and is a predicted model, not a curated record. Gene Ontology annotation, molecular function: cation binding; protein serine/threonine phosphatase activity.